Salvia miltiorrhiza (redroot sage) is the source of this 2816-nucleotide messenger RNA. RefSeq lists its product as uncharacterized. The transcript has 6 exons. The coding region runs from base 2032 to 2730 and encodes 232 amino acids. NCBI's taxonomy places the organism in Eukaryota, Viridiplantae, Streptophyta, Magnoliopsida, Lamiales, Lamiaceae. The record is from RefSeq and is a predicted model, not a curated record.
ACGCAGCUGGCAGAGUUGAAUGAGAAGUUCAAUGGAAUGAAUGUUGGACAUCCUGAGCAAGCUGUGAAAUACCCAUCAGGCUUGGAAAACGUAAAUUAUAUCAAUGGCAGAAAUUAUAGAAAUUUCCAGCAAGGACAGCUAGAAGUUUAUAGCAGAGGUCAGCAGUAGCAGUCAGGUCAGCAACAGUUUCAGCCAGGAGGACGCCCGCAUCCGAAUCUGUCUUAUGUAAACCCUAACAAUGAUGUGCAACCUCCACCAGGAUUCUCUGUUUCCAGUGGGGGAGUGAUCAAUGAGCCAAAGAAAUAUUCGAUGGAAGACAUGAUGAAGCAGGUGUUGGGAAAGAUAGGUGGUUUGGAAACGAAUGUGGGUGCGCUGAUGACCAAUAUUGAGAAUCAAGUGGGUCAGAUGGCCAACCAACAAACUUCCAUUGGGAAUAAUUUUGCAGCACUGGCUAAGCAGGUGUAGAUGUUGGAGAAUCAAGUUGGUCAGAUGGCCAACCAAGCAGCUGCGCAGCACAAGCUGGGCUCCCGAGCAACAAUACUGUCAAUCCUAAGGGCAAAUGCAAUGCUAUUUUCGAUGGCACUCUGUCUCCAAAAGAUAGGAGGAUGAGCAAGAAUAACGAACCGCCAAGUGAGGAACCAUACAAGGCUCCUGUUCAACUUAGGGAAUACAUCCCAAAAGCUUCAUUCCCCCGUAGGCUGAUGAAGAGGGAGGUGCUUGAAGAGAAAUGUGCUGUGAAGCCGAGCAACAAGGUGGAUGCCAAGAAACUCAAGCUGGAGAUCUCCCAUUGCAAGAAUGAGAAAAAAGCUGCCAAUUCCGAGGAGACAGAGCAUAGACGUAUAAUGGAAGAGCUAGAGAGACUACUUGAAGAAUCGAACCGGUGUGCACAGCCUCAAACUCUCUCAAAAUUGCAGGAUCCCAAGGAGAAAGAAGAAAAGGCAGUUGUUCACACCAAGAAGAUGGGUGAUGAGGAUGUCUGGUUCCGUUAAGAUGGCCAUUUGCUGUAUCCUUCUCUUCCUUUUGAUUGCUUUGAGAUGCAUGGAUAUUCAGCAUAAUGAUGUUAAUGUUUCUUGUAGUGGUUGGCUGUUUUACUAUUGAAUUAUUUAUUUUAUGUAACUUUGGAACCAGAUAGAUAUUCAGAGAGUCUUCCGUACUGUGUCGCUUCAUCCCCAGCCUUAGGUAAGUCUAUGGUGGAAUAGUUACUCGAGACAUAUUGUAUUAUUGAUUGAAAGAAUAAUAGAAGUUGAUGAAGUAAUAUACCUUUUAACCCUUAUUUCCCUUUGCGAAGAAUUUUCAUAUUGGAAAUAGUAAUAACUAAAAAACUAGAUUAACACAAUCAAGCUCUAGUUGGACUAGACAUAAGGUGAGCCGAGAGUCUUGAUUGCGCUACUCACAUAUCACUCUGCAGCAAUCUCUCCAUGUCCAAUGCCUCACAUUCCUUAUCUUUCUUCAACCUGCAAUAAUCACAUUCCUUAUCAAAAUAAGAAUAAUAUCUGCAAUCAUAGCAUUACUCAUACUUUAGAGAUUAUAGAUUUGAUGAAACAACGAAAUGAACACAAUAUAUCCCUUCGAAAUAUCAGUUGGGAAAAAGGACUACUGCGAAUAUAAAUCAUUCAAAUAACUAACCAUGUGUAUCAUCUUCAUGGAAGAAAUUGCGAAAACUUCCAUGUUACAUUAACAUUCCAGAUAGUAAUGAUGUGCACUCAAAAGGCAAUAAGUCCUGAUGUUACAUUAACAUUCCAGAUAAUAAUGAUGUUACAUUAACAUUCUAAAUAGUAAUGGAGUUGAGAAAACUUCCAUGUCACAUUAAAUUUUUGAAUGCACAUCAUUACUUAUUGCCUUUUUAGUCCCCAAGUGAUACAGAGUAGUAAAUAUAGAAUAUAAAAGUGAUAAAGGUAUUUUAAUUGGAUCCAUUAGCGGCAAAGGGUAAUAAAUAUAGGAAAAGAAGGAGAGUAAAAAAAAUACAAAAAGCAGAAUAGGGCUUUAAUUUGUGGACAAAAAUUUAAGGGCAAGUAGAGCUUUAAAUUAUAGAUGGAGGGAGUAAAUUGUUUGCCGAAUUGUUGUCGUUCGUGUCUGGUCUACCCGUCGCUCAUUGUCAACAGCCACCGGUCGCCGUCGCGCCGUUUCAGUAGUCACCGUCGCUGCGGAAUCGAUGCCGUCUUGAGUCUGGUAUGCGUGUCGCUCAUUGUCAGCAACCACCGACCACCGUCUCCUGUUGUUUGUUCGAUUCAAGACCCACAGAGCCAAAAUCAGCGGGCAGAGGAUUUGCUGGGUAAAUUGGAGGAAUUUGUGGACAAUGACCAGGAACUAUGUCGUGAACAGUCUGCGGAUGGCCUGGGUUCUCACUUUUAUCUAGUUCCGUCAAGAUGGCCCUUUGCUAUAGAUAUUCAGAGGGUCUUCCGUACAGUGUCGCUUCAUCCCCAGCCUCGGGUUGUCUAUGAUUACAGGGGAAAGAUGACCCAUGUCUCAUCCAAGCUUUAUGCAGUUGACACGAAUCCAUUCUUUUGGAAGUCGGCUCAAUCUACGCUUUCUUUCUCCAAGUUCUUGACCCAUACCCACAAAGCCAAAAUCAGCGGGCAGAGGAUUUGCUGGAUAAAUUGGAGGAAUUUGUGGACAAUGACCCGGAACUAUGUCGUGAACAAUCUGCGGAUAGCCCUAGGUUCCCAAUUUUAUCUAGUUCCCUCAAGAUGGCCCUUUACUAUAUCAUUCUCUUCCUUUUCAUUGCUUUGAGAUGCAUGGAUAUUGAGCUUAAUGAUGCUAAUGUUUUUUAUGGUGGUUGUCUGUUUUAAUAUUGAAUUAUUUGUUUUCUGUGACUU